AUGGUUUGCUGUUUUCUCUGCGGUUUGAUGGAAAAUAGCAUUGAGAGACUUCACGGAUUCCCGCGCAAAAGUGCAAAGCACAGAAAUUCACAAGCUCCACGACUUCUUCCAUAUUACAUUUCGAAGAUGAAACAUUUUCUUCUCUUCAUCAAGCUCCAAGUUCAUCCACAUAUAACAAACAUCGAACUGAGACUUAAUGUGAUGCACGAUAAGUGCGAUGCAAGUGAUACUUAA
Clunio marinus is the source of this 234-nucleotide messenger RNA. The record is from the annotation of a GenBank genome assembly. Lineage: Eukaryota; Metazoa; Arthropoda; Insecta; Diptera; Chironomidae.